AAAAUGUUGGGUCCAAUUUUCUACAAAUAGACCAGAAAAGAAUAAGAGAAGUGUACGAAGAUUAGCGUUCACAAUCGAUUGAUUUCGGAUUUCCAACAAUUUACAUUAGAGAGACAAAUGGAAUCCUUGAUAAAUCUUCUGCUAUGUGUUCUCUUCACAUUUGUCUUGGUCAAGAUACUUCAUUUCAUUGCGAGGGGAAGCAAAACUGAAAGUUCAGGAAAGCUUCCUCCAGGUCCAGCAGCUUUACCGAUUAUAGGCAGCCUCUUGGAUCUUGGUGACAAACCUCACAAGUCUCUGGCAAGGCUUGCCAAGACUCAUGGUCCCUUGAUGAGUUUGAAGUUAGGCCAAAUCACCACAAUAGUUAUAUCUUCCCCAACCCUGGCAAAAGAAGUCCUCCAAAAGCAUGAUGUCUCCUUUUCUAACCGAACCAUUCCUGAUGCACUUCGAGCUCACAAACAUCAUGAACUUGGUCUGCCUUGGGUGCCGAUAGCCAUGCGGUGGAGAAACCUUAGAAAGGUUUGCAACUCCUACAUUUUCACUAAUCAAAAACUCGACGCUAACCAAGACCUGAGGCGCAAGAAGAUUCAAGAGCUGGUUGCUCUUGUUCAAGAACAUUGCCUUGCUGGUGAGGCAAUGGAUAUAGGCCAGGCAGCUUUUACAACCGCACUAAAUGCCUUGUCAAAUAGUAUUUUUUCCUUGAAUUUGUCUGAUUCAAAUUCUGAAACUGCAAGUCAGUUAAAGGAGGUUGUUGGGGGUAUCAUGGAAGAGGCAGGAAAACCAAACUUAGCAGACUACUUCCCUGUACUUAGAAGGAUUGACCUGCAGGGCAUAAAGCGUCGCAUGACAAUUCAUUUUGGGAAGAUACUCAACAUCUUUGAUGGCAUAGUCAAUGAACGGUUACAAUUAAGAAAAAUGCAGGGUUAUGUCCCGGUCAAUGACAUGCUAGAUACUCUUCUCACAAUCAGCGAAGACAAUAACGAGGACAUCAUGGAAACUAGUCAGAUUAAACAUUUGUUCUUGGAUUUAUUUGCUGCUGGUACAGAUACAACUUCUAGCACACUGGAAUGGGCUAUGGCAGAACUACUCCACAAUCCCAGGACAUUAUCUAUAGCCCGAACAGAGCUUGAGCAGACUAUUGGAAAAGGCAGCUUGAUUGAGGAAUCAGACAUUGUCCGGUUGCCUUAUCUGCAAGCAGUUAUCAAAGAAACCUUCAGAUUGCAUCCAGCAGUUCCUCUCUUACUCCCUCGGAAAGCUGGAGAGAAUGUAGAAAUAAGUGGUUACACUAUCCCAAAAGGUGCACAAUUGUUUGUUAAUGCGUGGGCCAUAGGUAGAGAUCCAAGCUUAUGGGAGGAUCCAGAGUCAUUCGUGCCGGAGAGAUUCUUGGGGUCAGAUAUUGAUGCCCGUGGCCGGAAUUUUGAGCUUAUUCCAUUUGGUGCUGGACGAAGAAUUUGCCCUGGAUUGCCUUUGGCAAUGAGGAUGUUACACAUGAUGUUGGGUUCACUUAUUCACUCUUUUGAUUGGAAGCUAGAAAAUGGAGUGACACCAGAGAGCAUGGACAUGGAAGAUAAGUUCGGCAUCACCUUAGGGAAGGCUCGAUCCCUGCGAGCCGUACCAAUACAAUUGUAAGGUAAAUUGCUUGUUUUGUUUGAGAUUAGUAGAAGAGCAAGGGACAUAACACAAUUACUUGAGAGGAUAUGUUGCGUCUUGGAGCCAAAAACUGAUCACUAUCUGUCUUUAGCCAUCCGUGCAUUUAUGGUCUAAAUUCAUUUCAUUUUUCUGUCCCA
Populus trichocarpa (black cottonwood) is the source of this 1784-nucleotide messenger RNA. Its product is annotated as geraniol 8-hydroxylase. The transcript is spliced from 2 exons. The coding region runs from base 118 to 1626 and encodes 502 amino acids. NCBI's taxonomy places the organism in Eukaryota, Viridiplantae, Streptophyta, Magnoliopsida, Malpighiales, Salicaceae. Gene Ontology annotation, molecular function: heme binding; iron ion binding; monooxygenase activity. The record is from RefSeq and is a predicted model, not a curated record.